Molecule: messenger RNA, 1754 nt
Organism: Linum tenue
Lineage: Eukaryota; Viridiplantae; Streptophyta; Magnoliopsida; Malpighiales; Linaceae
Source: the annotation of a GenBank genome assembly
GUAAUUUAUUUGAUUGCUCAUUUGCACUCCCUUAAACGGUCACUCCCUCUCCACUCUCCAGUUGUCCUUCCCCAAAACCAGCACAUAAAGCAUAAACCGAGCAAGCCAAGAGUGAACCAAAAGCUUCGACCUUUAGAAGAAUAGCGCUGCAAAAAGGAACUGGACUGACAGGCAUAGCAGAACGGGGGGGAAAUGCAGUCUACACUCGCGUUUUCGUCCUCCAAAAUCAUAGGAUUCAAGCCACACGCGACAACUACAUUUGAUCGGUUCAUUCCACCAUCUGCAACGACAAUCUCAUGUCAACUCUUCACAGACUCGUCCGUUAGCUCUCUGCCCUUCUCGCUCAAAUCCGAUUCCCGGCCGAAGCUGCUUCACCCAACAAGCAAUAAGCUCAAGCUUCACCAGUCGUCGAAGAAUUCAACGGUUGUCCACUGCGGCAUUUCAUCGAACAGUUCGGGAGCAAAUGAGGGAAGCAGUAUCGGAGGGUUGGUUGAGGCUGCCUCUGAGGCAAUUUCCACUGCAUUUCCGAUAUGGGUAUCGUUGGGUUGCUUGAUGGGACUCCUAAAGCCGGCUUCUUUUGGUUGGAUUACCCCCAAAUGGACCAUCUUUGGGCUUACCCUCACUAUGCUUGGUAUGGGUAUGACGCUUACCCUAGAUGACCUCAGCAAUGCUAUGGCCAUGCCAAAACAGUUGUUUGCUGGGUUCCUGCUCCAGUAUUCGGUGAUGCCAUUAUCAGCAUUUCUUGUGAGCAAGAUCUUAAAUCUGCCAUCCCAUUAUGCUGCUGGACUAAUAUUGGUUGGCUGCUGUCCUGGUGGGACAGCAAGUAAUAUUGUUACCUACAUGGCACGAAGCAUUUGUCUUUGGUAUAAUUUAUUUGAAAAUAAUCUCACUUCCCUGAAAUUGCAGGUAAUGACACCAUUUUUAACAGCAAAACUAGCUGGCCAAUAUGUUGCAGUGGACGCAGCAGGAUUGCUAACAUCAACCAUGCAGGUUGUCCUUCUUCCUGUACUGGCUGGCGCCUUUCUAAAUCAAUAUUUUCAAAGCCUGGUGAAGUUAGUCUCUCCUUUGAUGCCACCUAUUGCUGUGGGGACUGUUGCUCUUCUCUGUGGAAAUGCAAUUGCCCAUAGCUCCUCUGCAAUAAUGAUGUCAGGCAAACAAGUGGUGCUAGCAGCAUUUCUUCUUCACGCAUCUGGCUUUUUCUUUGGUUUUGUACUUUCAAGGAUCCUUGGAAUUGACACGGCAUCAUCAAGAACCAUUUCAAUUGAAGUUGGCAUGCAGAACUCAGUGCUAGGAGUGGUUCUUGCAACCCAGCACUUUGGCAAUCCACUCACUGCAGUACCUUGUGCAGUCUCCAGUGUUUGCCAUUCCAUCCUUGGCAGUGUCCUUGCCGGAUUCUGGAGACGAGAUGUGCCAUCAGAGGACCAAGAUUAAUGUAAAAAGCUUCCCAUCUUCCGAAGACAAGCUUUAUCCAUGUGCUCAGCAAUCUUUGGUUAGAACUUCAAAGUCACGAUCUUUGCCGGUUUUGCUUCAGUGAUCUGCUAGUGCUUUUUGUUUUGUAAAUUAUCAGGCAUUUCACUUUGUUGCUCUAGAUAUCAUUCCAGACAGCGCCAGAAAUCCAGGAAAGAAACAAAUUCUGACAACUUCAAUAAUCUUGAUGUCAUGGAAAGGAAAUGGAGGGACUGAAUUGUAAGUAAACCACAAACUUGGUAGUCCCUGCAUAAUUUUGCCCCACAUGGCCAAUUUUUGCUAUAAAA